AUGAAGCAAUCAUGGAAAAUUUUAAUCAAAACAAAUGUUCACGAAAGAGAAGUAUCAACUGAUUUCUAUACAGGAAAAAUCUCACAUACAUUACAAUUUUGGUUACUUCUUAUUUUCGGAGUUCCAUCAUUAAUCUGUUCUUUAUUUAUUUUUUAUCAAUAUCUGUUAGAUCAUACACGACGUCGUGCAUUACACAAUCAUGUUAUUCUUUUAAUAAUAAUAACAAAUAUAAUUCUUAUCUGUACAGAUUUUUCAUGGAUGCUUGAUAGUCUUCGUCGUUCAGGACAUGUUUUAUCAGCAACACCAACUUUUUGUAUGAUCUGGUGGUUUUUUGAUUAUAGUUUGUAUACUACUCAAACAGUUCUACUUGCAUGGGCAUCAAUUGAACGUCAUAUUCUUAUAUUUCAUAAUAAAAUGGUUACAACAACAAAACAGAAAAUUUUCUAUCAUUAUCUUCCACCUAUACUAAUUCUUAUUUAUUUAUCUAGUUUCUAUGCUGUUGUUAUAUUUCUACCACCAUGUCACAAUGAAUUUGAAUAUACUUCAGUUGAAUGUGGAUCAAAUCCUUGCUUUUUAAGUAUAAAAAUUCUUGCUUUAUGGGAUUCAAUUGUAAAUAGUGCUUUACCUACACUUAUCAUCGCUAUUUUUAGUCUUGCUUUAAUUUAUCGUAUAAUUGCACAGAAAAAACGACUUCGACAGCCUAUUCAAUGGCGAAAAUAUCGACGUAUGUCAAUGCAACUUCUAACACUUUCAGCUGUUUAUCUUUUUCUUAAUUUUCCUUUAACAAUAAUUAUGCUUGUACAACUUUUUCAACAUACAGAACGUUAUGUUGGUUUUGGAACUCAACUUUAUAUUUUCUUUCUUACAUAUGCUGUUACACUUUCAUUACCAUUUGUUGUAUGUCUCAAUUAUUUAUCUAAUGGUAAACAUCGACAUCGAAGAAUUUUUCCAAUUGUGACAUUCUCACAACAUCAACGAAUGUUUACUAGAGAUAUACCAACUACUGUAUAA
Messenger RNA from Rotaria sordida, 1011 nucleotides. The record is from the annotation of a GenBank genome assembly. Lineage: Eukaryota; Metazoa; Rotifera; Eurotatoria; Philodinida; Philodinidae.